This is a messenger RNA of Klebsormidium nitens, 3145 nucleotides long. NCBI's taxonomy places the organism in Eukaryota, Viridiplantae, Streptophyta, Klebsormidiophyceae, Klebsormidiales, Klebsormidiaceae. The record is from the annotation of a GenBank genome assembly.
UAAAAAUUUAACCAGAGCGGGCCCAAAUUCUGCCAACAUGAAGCUCCCAGCUACUGGAAAUCUUGCGCAGUCGUUUGCAGCAUUCUCAUGUGAUUCUGUGAGCAUCUCAUCAGCCUCUAGGGCGGCAGCUAGGGCGUCUCCUUUCCCUGUCUCUGUAAUAGUUCUUUCAGCAGACCUGUGGGGUCGAAUCCAGCAGCUAGAGGUCCCCUUUGAGUCUCAUGCCAAUGCCCCCAUUGAGCGUCAAUAGAAGGGGCGCAUUGGCAGCUUCUUCCUUUUUGUGAAAGUGGAAUGAUGGUCCGUGCUCUGUGCAGACGAGGUGGCUCCGUCGCUGGAGUUUUGCAAGGCUCUGUUAAGCUGCUCCCAACGCCAUCUGCUGACCCCACUUCCGACACAAUCGUGUCUGCUCACGCUUAUCGCUGGCCCGCACAGAAAGGGCUUCCAAAAGGUGGUGUAGUUUGCGGGCACGCAUACGGCAGCUGCAAGCUCUUUUCAGGCGUAAGAGGCACCUUUUUAGGCCCGAUGGAGACCACUGCAUUGCUCUCUACGGAUGGACUCAGGAGGACUCUGAUGGAGGGAAACAGUGCAGGGCGCCUGAGGCAAAGUGAGGGCGAGUCUGUGGUCUUGCGCGACGGCAGGCAGCUGGGUAACCUGAAAGUUGCUCGCAGUUUCCGAGUCGAUGCGCCGUCCUCGUUGGAUGGUGCGUCUGCUUUGGAUCAGGCGUUCGAGCCAGGGCAAGUGACGGGGCUCCAGACUUCAAGUUUAGAGCAAUCCAAGGAAGCGCCUGGUUCAGUGAUGGACAGAGCGGACGGGGCUGUGGGUUCAGAAAGUACAGAAAGUAGUAGGCUGUUAGGAAGGGCAUCGCACAUAGGCGCCUCAACUUCCACAGAAUCUUUCUCAUUGCUGACAGGGAACAACUCGUCUUCAGUCGAGAACGCUUCUCCUCUCAGAGUCAUCGACUCGGUUCUCGCCGAUUCUGUUCCAUUGCUUAAUCGGGACAUGGCCUCCCAGUCGGAGAGCAGCCCAACCUCACAGCUAGAUCGCCGGCGAUCUCAAACUCUCACCAACCGGAUUCUGAGGGGCGCCAUCGAGUUGAAAGCAGUGGUGUCCUCCUCGUCUCCGCUGGCCAAAACAAAAGAGUCCAAAAAGGAGCUCGCCGAGCAGCGAUCAAAGAAGCGGAAAGAGGGAACGAUCGAGUUCGCAACCGGGGAGCGAAGCUACUUAGAGUCUGUAAGUGCAGAGGACGUCGCACAGAGCCUUGAGAAACUAGAGGGGGGGGCCUUGACGGAGCUGAGGAUCGUAAACGAGGAUGCAUUUAAAGAGCAUAUGGCGUUCUUGAGGGACCCCGAGCAAAAGCAACGCGUCAGCACGUACCGGACGCUUGCCGGACGCAUCCUAUCUGAGUACUUAACCCGGUCCGAAACCCCGCCUACCCAGGCCACCAAACCCUCACCUAACCCGUCCCAAACCCGGUCCUUUAACCCCUCGGACCAGUCCCGAGCCCCAUCUAACGAGGCCGCCAAACCCUCCGAUCAUCAGUCCCUAUCCGCCCUUAACCAGACCCGAACCCCAUCUGACCAGCUCUUAACCCCAUCUAAGCAGGGACCCAAACCCACGGUCCAGUGCACCGAGUGCUGGCUCCCCCAGGAAAGCUGCAUGUGCCAAGAAGUGUUCAGAUUCAGCCGUCCGCUUUGGCCGGGAAUGCGCAUCUGGAUGCUGAUGCAUCCCAAGGAAUACCGACGGAAGAACAACACGGGGAAAGUGUUGUGGCAGCUGUUUGGAGAGGAGUCGGUACGGCUGUCAAUCUCGGGGCUGGAUAUUCUGGAGAACGAGAUGUGGGGCGAGUUUGCGGCGGCGGGCCCGGGCCGGGUGUUCCUGAUGUACCCUGAGAGGAAAGCGCAGGAGACGAUGGAGAUCUUCUACAUCGACACGCUGCCGUUGCCGUCCACAUCUCCCCACGCCUCUCCAAAUCCAACCAGCGGCGCUUGCGACACUCCCACCACCAACCCCGAAGCCCUUAUUCACACCCCCAGGGUCGCGUCUCCAUCCGGCAAAUCUCCUGCCUCACAAACACUGCGCGACAGCCCCCUCGAAGGCCCUGAAACCUCCCCCGCUCACAAUCCCCCCAAACUUUUUGUCAAUCUUCCAAACCGUCAACGAGCCCCUAGCGUCCAAAACCCUGAAGCCUCCCACACCCCCCAAACCUCCCAAACCCCCCCGGUUAGCGUCGUAAAUUCCCCUCCUGUGCACUUCGUCUUUCUGGACGGCACGUGGAACAACUCGACGGCGAUGCUGGUGCGGCUACAGGAGCAGGCGGAGCGCGUGUGGGGCCGCAAGAUGGCGUGCCUGUGCCUCACCCCGGACUCGCCGUCCAAGAUGCACAGCCUGCGGCCCCAGCCCGCGCUCGAAAAGGUCUGCACCGCCGCGGCGGCGAGCACGCUGCUGCGUGAGCUGAGCGAACGUCCGGAGCUGUCCGCAGCGGGCCUUUCGGACGCUGCGGACACGGUUGACCACGGGCUCGAAGUUUUGGUAAAGUUUCUGCAAGGCUGGCGUGCGCGGGUCGGACGUUCCCCCACGCGCGGUCCGAACCGGACGCCCGCCGAGAACUGGGUGCCGCGCGAGCGGAGCCGGUCGCGGAGCCCGGUGUCCGAGUGUCGAUAAUUGGGCUGCACUCAGAACUUACGAUGCAGAGAUGAUUUUGAGUAUGCAGACGCGAGGAGGUUGAUAAGGUGUGUUCGUACUUGAAGUGAUUCGUGUGACGCCGCCGAGCGACCAACAUGUAAGGGGGAACGGGAUCGAGUCCGAGGCGAAGUGAAGGAGCGGAUUUGUGGCCGUUGCCUAUCAUGUGGGGCCGAAGCCAUGCAAGGAGAGAAUUCUAUUGCUUGCGACCGUACUGAGGUUGGUCCGACUGGAGCCCGACCUUCACGCAGAGCUUGGGAAACGCAAACUACGAAAAGCACUCUCAAGUUGCGACCCAAUCUUUUGCGGUGCCAGGUAAAAGAACUGGAGUGUGCGAACGGAGGUCUCCUUUCUGGCAAAGACCGGGUUCGUGUGCAAACACGCAUGACGCUCGCCUGUAUGGUCAUGAGAGUAGCCUAGGUAUAGCAGUGACACCGUAUCUGUAGUGUCGCUCUAUCAAGCAAGCAGA